AUGGAGAUAAAAGAGAAGACGGUGUGGGUCCAAUUUAGGACUCACUACAUUACCAACAGAGAAGAUCUCGUUUUGUGUAUCGCUGGUUCCCUCCCAGAGUUAGGGCAGUGGAACGUGAGACGAGCCGUAAUAGCAGAUGAAAUUCCCAAUCGUUCAGGGGAGUGGGUUGUCCUAAUUGAACUUCCAGCAAACGUCACGUUUGACUGGAAGUGGGUGGUACUUACCCAGGAGAACGCCACGAUGACCGCAUUCCGAUGGGAAGAAAGACCCAAUAGAAGCACUGAGGUGCAGGGACAGGGUCUUCGAUGUUACGCCGCGUGGAAUUACGACGCGGCGUAUGAGACUAUCUCUAAAUUUCCAGUUGAUGAAUGGAAAUGGGUAGAUGAGGAUGUUCAGGAUGAAGAAGAACAAUCUCCUGAAAGUGAACAUGUUCCCCCGAGGCGUGAAAAUAUUGGAUACCUUACUAGUGUCGUGGCAUCGUCAUAUCAGGGCGCAGAGUUUUCAAAAAUUUCAUGUACACCGUCAAUCCAUGCAACGAAAUAUGGCAUGCCCCAGCACUUAAAGUGCGGGCUGAAUUACAAGGGGAAGGAAAUAAAAGUCAGUCUGAACCGAAAUAACCCCGACAGGUAUCACGUGCCGGUGUACUCACUCACAGACGACAAACUGGAAGAACAUGCCAGAGAUUACCUUGAUACAAAGACAUCAUCAGCAGAUUUCUACCAGAGCCACGAUGGUACAGCAACAUUUAAAGUGGCAAAGAUCGUCAGCGGAUCUUCGGUUCACUUUACCCUGACAGGGUAUAUGUUUAGGGAAAUGAGUCACGUGGUUGUUCAUCCGAUACCUGGCCAGAUAGAGCAUAGAAUUGUGAAGACUCGGGGCUAUAAUAAAGAUAUGAAGUAUGAUAUAGAAGACAAUGAACAACUGCUCGAGAACAAACCAGAGACAAUUAAAAGGGCGACAACUCACGGAUCCUUAACUACACAACUUCAAACAGCUGAGAUUCUCGUGGUUGUAGAUUACAAGUUUUAUUCCAAUUUAAUUGUCAACGAGACUGGUUUUACCCAGGGAAUAGCUACCGGUGUCUCAAGCCUUCUGAGCGAGUAUAUCGCCCUUCUCUUUGACUCGACCAAUAUUCCAUACAGAAAUCUCGUGCAAAAUGGAAUACACCUUCUAUUGAAACCUGUGGGAAUCGUCCUAGCUAAGACGAAAGCAGCAUCUCCAUGGACAGAAAAGAAUUUAAUGACGUCAUCACCAUUUCCAAAUAUUGUCAAUGCCACGCUUGCCUUAGAUAGUUUCCAUGACUACAUCACCAGUCAUAGAGCUCUCCCUCCUCACGAUCACGCCAUGCUCUUGACAGGACAUGAAAUGAAAGACAGUACCAUUGAGAACAAUAACUACACAGACAUAUUAGGUAUUGCUUCUUUGUCAGCGAUGUGUGGUCCACAAUCUCAAUCCAUCGUGUCUUCUCAAAUGAAUUUUGAACCCGCUUUUACUAUCGCGCACGAGCUUGGACACAGUUUUGGAUCAAAGCAUGAUGGACAGGACAAUGCAUGUCCUAAGGAUGGACACGUUAUGAAUUCUACGGCCGCCAGAAACACGUCACAUAUGUGGGAAUUUUCAUCCUGUUCCAUUAACUAUAUGACGACCUUUCUCCAAAAGCUGAAUAGACGGCAUAAGAAUUGUCUGUUGACUCAGGAGAAUCAUGCUGUGAAUCACGAUCUGACCGUCCAUGAACAUGAGUGGUUCGGACAAAUCUACUCAGCUGACCAACAGUGCCAACUCUACCUAGGGCCGGACUCCUUUAUGGAAAGGGGUGAGAUGAAUUUCACCGGAGCCUACCAAUCUGCAUUCUGUCUACAGAUGGUGUGCUUUGAUCCGGUGAACUAUGAGAAGUAUAACCUAUACGCUGUGCCCGGGGACGGGACCACCUGUGGCUACCAGAAAUGGUGUAAAGCUGGGGCGUGUGUUCAUCAACCAACGUUAACUCAUAACACAGAUGACUGUCCACAAGGAGAUGUUCCUGACCAUUGGUUGAGAAUGGAAUAUUAUGAAGAUUCCAGUAUACUUCGUACGUUCAACUUGUCAUCCUCGUGUAGAGCCUAUGUACAGAACAGACCAGAACAGUGCUACAUCUCAGACAUUAAGUACUCCUGCUGUCAGAGCUGUAGUAACAGACUAACAUACACGAACGGUGUUUUACCUGCCUCUGUGUAUAAUUCCGUCCUCCCAGAAGACUCUCAAUGUAAACAGACAUUUGGCAGCACAUCAUACUACUGUGGGAGGAGGGUUUAUGCUGACAAUGAGACAGUUGAUUUCUGUAGCGGACUGAGGUGUUAUCUUCCCCAGGAUGACCUCUGUCAUUACAUUAUUGCUCAGGACGGUACCAGGUGCUCUUUCAACAAAUGGUGUGUCGCUGGAGCUUGUGUUAAUGAUCCUAGAGCUUUGCUGCCAACAGAUUACAGUAACAUUCCAAGUCCUAUGGAACAAUGCCAAGCGUCAUAUGGGACUGAAGCUAAAUUCUGUGGGAGAGUUGAUACAUAUUCGACAAACUAUAACGACAUAUGUCACAAGCUGUAUUGCAUCUUACCAGAACAGAAGCUUUGUCAUUCCAUGUUUGCUCUCGAUGGGACACCUUGUGGUCGCAAAAAGAUCUGCAAGGAGGGAUCAUGCAUUCACAGUGAACACGGUUUAGAUCUUCCUGACAACUGCCUCUAUGUGGACAAGAGUGAUUGGUGUCAAGCGAAUAUUCUAGGACCCAAGACGGCGUAUAAGUGUUCAUUUGGACACAACAUGGACGUGUGCUGUUACACCUGUCAGAAGUAUGCCAACAUGUCCAUGCCUGCUGACUGUCGCUAUGGAGACGAACUUUCGUACCGGCGCUAUAACCUGACAUGUGCUCAGCUGGUAUCACCUUCCCCUCAGCAGUGUCACGAGCCCUCUGUCAAAAAGAGAUGUUGUCAGUCCUGUUACAGUGCCGCCAGGGUACUACCAGGGAAAACAAGCCCUCCAUCUUUGGAUGACCAGUGUAGAAUUUUGUUUGGUUCCCGCUCCAACUUCUGUAAGAGGGUGGAUACAUAUUCUACAUCGUAUGAGCCACUAUGUGAAACAAUGUAUUGUGCUGAUUCUAAUGGGAAAACUUGUCAUGGCAUUAUUGCAGCGGACAGAACAACAUGUGGACCAAAAAAGUGGUGUCUGAAUGGAACAUGUGUACAUGAUGAUAAUGCUCCUAACAUACCGAAUUCGUGUGUGGCUGGUGAUCAAAACUCCUGGUGUUCUACGAAGAAGUCGGACGGUUCUUACAAAUACAGUUAUGUUUGUUACACCAGUCAGAAGGACGAAUGUUGUGACAUGUGUAAUAAAGUCCACAGCACGUCUGUCAAGGGUUGUGAGUAUGGCGAUCAUUCCAGUACCUGCGAAAGAUCCAAGUGCUCUACCUACAACCAACAUUCAAGAAACGUUUUGUGUUGUAGAACGUGUGGCUCGUAGUUAUGUGUAUAUAUCAUUCUCAAAUACAUAUAUGAAUGCAAAGAUAUUUUGCCCACUAUAAAAUCUCUCUACAUCUGUUAUCCGGAUUAAACCGGUUUUAUACCUGUCA
Molecule: messenger RNA, 3595 nt
Organism: Ostrea edulis (European flat oyster)
Lineage: Eukaryota; Metazoa; Mollusca; Bivalvia; Ostreida; Ostreidae
Exons: 30
Coding region: 1-3486 (1161 amino acids)
Biological process (GO): proteolysis
Molecular function (GO): metalloendopeptidase activity; starch binding
Source: RefSeq, a predicted model, not a curated record